This is a messenger RNA of Panonychus citri (citrus red mite), 1343 nucleotides long. RefSeq names its product brain protein I3-like. The transcript has 3 exons. The coding region runs from base 564 to 1001 and encodes 145 amino acids. NCBI's taxonomy places the organism in Eukaryota, Metazoa, Arthropoda, Arachnida, Trombidiformes, Tetranychidae. The record is from RefSeq and is a predicted model, not a curated record.
CUCUCUCUCUCUCUCAGCUGGUUCAUCAACAGAAUCAACACUUUGGAGUGAAAAUAUUUCUUUCUAAAUUGUGUUCGUAAUUACAAUUAAUUGGUGUCCAUUUAAUGGUGACAAUUAUCAUCUAUCAUCUAUGAUGUUAUCUGUUCAUUUAUUUAAUUGUUUAUUGUGAUUCUUUAAACAUCAACAUUCAUUUAAUUGAAGAUAAACAAUCAGAUUGAUUUUUACACUUUUCUAUUUUUCUCUUGUUUUUGUUUAGCUUUUCUCUCUCUCUCUCUCUCCUUUAUUUGUUUCAUCGUAUUUAAAUUUAAUUGUAGUCAUUUGUUGAAGGCCUUUCACUUUUAAUUGUUCCUGUUUAAUAUUAUUGCCAAGCAAAUAUUGUUAUUCUGUUAAACAAUUUACUCCAGUUUAGUGGUGACUUUUACUCUGUUGAUGUAGCAACACUUUUCCACUAAUUGAUAUUUACCAUCAAGUGACAUCCAUUUUGUUUUAUUUAUAUCGCAAUUAAUGUGCUCCAAUUUGACCAUUAUUUUCUAUUCUAAAUUUAUAUUUAUUCUAUCAACUUAAUGAUGAAUCCUUCAUCCACCACAGCUCCUGGAGGCUCAGCUAAUGCUCCAAGUUAUGAUGAUCUGUAUGGAAACGAUAAGCCACCUCCAAGCUAUUUAGAAGCAAUUAGCUCAGGCCCUCCACCACCCUACUUGGAAAACCGAUCUGCAAUUCCUGGUACUUCGGUUCCAUUAUCAUCUAUACCAAGACAGUCUACCAACUAUUUGAGGUCACCCGCUAAUCUAUCAACACCAAAUGCUACAACAACUAACCAGCAACCUAAUUUAAAUCUUCCUAUCAUGAUGAACGAUGUCUGUCCAAUAUGUCAAGGCACACUGAUUACUGAUUUUCCAUUCCUAUGUUGGGUUCUUGCUUUAUGCUGGUUUCCAAUUGGAGUCUUAUGUUGUCUUAUGUCAGCUCGAAAACGAUGUGAUCAAUGUGGAUUAACCUUCGGCUGAUCUCAAAACCCAAGUGCUUAAAACCAAUCUCAGAAUUGUCCAUUACCUCAACGGCAGCAACAAACACUCUUGACCAACCAUCAACCCAAGAAAUGUCCAUUCGAUAUCUCAACUCAUGAAAUUUCUCAUCAUCAUCAUCAUCAUAAAUUAAUGUUCUUCUCAAACACUUUUUUUCUAUUCUCCAAUUUAAAUUCUGUAUAAAAUGGUGUAUUUUUGUUCCCUCUCAUCCUCAUAUUCAUCAUCAUCAAUCUCUCCAACUCCAAGUUGUGACCUUACAUGUAAAUCGAUUUCAUUUCUCAAUUUUAAAGUCAAUCAAUCAAUUAAAUCGCUGAGACCAAUUAA